Trematomus bernacchii (emerald rockcod) is the source of this 2347-nucleotide messenger RNA. It is a transcript of the gene parn, whose product is annotated as poly(A)-specific ribonuclease (deadenylation nuclease). The transcript has 26 exons. Gene Ontology annotation, molecular function: poly(A)-specific ribonuclease activity; RNA binding; metal ion binding. The record is from RefSeq and is a predicted model, not a curated record. Gene Ontology annotation, cellular component: cytoplasm; nucleus. Lineage: Eukaryota; Metazoa; Chordata; Actinopteri; Perciformes; Nototheniidae. Bases 80 to 2158 code for a protein of 692 amino acids. Gene Ontology annotation, biological process: nuclear-transcribed mRNA poly(A) tail shortening.
GUUUUUAUGAAGCCGUUAAAAGCCAGUUGACGUCGGCUAGCUAACGUUAGCUGUCAGCCAGGUUCAGUCAUUGUGCAGGAUGGAGGUGACACGCCAAAAUUUUAAAGACAGUUUAAAGACGGUUUACAGCGCGAUAGAAGAGGCUGACUUCCUUGCCAUCGAUGGAGAAUUUUCAGGGAUAAGUGACGGUCCUAAUGUGAGUGCACUUACCAAUGGACUGGACACACCAGAGGAGAGAUACACAAAGCUUAAAAAGCACUCCAUGGACUUUCUGCUGUUCCAGUUUGGCAUAUGCACAUUCACGUACGACCAGGCAAAGUCAAAAUAUAUCAUAAAGCCUUUUAAUUUUUAUGUAUUCCCAAAACCGUUCAAUAGGACGUCCCCUGACCUAAAGUUCAUCUGUCAGAGUUCCAGCAUCGACUUCCUGGCCAGUCAGGGGUUUGACUUCAACAAGGUGUUCUGUCAUGGAAUCCCGUACCUAAACAAGGAGGAGGAGGCCCAGCUGAGGGAGCAGACGGAGGAGAGGAGGAACCAACAAGCCAACGGUAUCAAUAAUCAAUCGUUCACCUCCCCGUCCUCCAAAGGCCCAGCACACGUACCUCAGGAACACAAAGAAUACAUCAACAGGGUGAUAGGGAAGGUGGAGGGUCUCUUCACGAGCUCAGAGAAGACUUUGGACCUGGAGCCAUGCACUGGGUUUCAGAGAAAGCUGAUCUACCAGACACUGAACUGGAAGUUUCCCAAGGGGCUUCAUGUAGAAACUGUGGAAACAGAAAAGAAGGAACGGUUCAUCCAGGUCUGCAAAGUAGAUGAUGAAGAGAGGAAGAGGAGAGAACAGCAGAAACUGGAGAGGGAGCAGGAGGAGGUAAACGACGCCGUUGGCUUCUCCAGGGUCAUCCACGCCAUCUCCAAAUCUGGUAAACUCGUGGUUGGCCACAACAUGCUGUUAGAUGUGAUGCACACCAUCCAGCAGUUCUACCUCCCUCUGCCAGAGGAUCUUCCAGACUUUAAAGAGGUCACCAUGUGUGUGUUCCCGAGACUCCUGGACACAAAGUUGAUGGCGUCCACUCAGCCGUUUAAGGAGCUGAUCAACAACACAUCUCUGGCAGAGUUGGAGAAGCGAGUGAAAGAAGGCCCCUUCAAGUCCCCACUAGUUGAAACGGCAGAAGGCUUCCACAGCUACGACACGGGCCAGGAGCAGCUCCACGAGGCCGGGUACGACGCCUACAUCACCGGCCUGUGUUUCGUCUCCAUGGCCAACUACCUGGGGUCGUUUCUGACUCCGCCCAAACCACACAUCUCCGCUCGCUCCAAACUAAUCGAUCCUUUCUUCAACAAGCUUUUCUUGAUGAGGAUAAUAGAUAUUCCCUACCUCAACAUCACAGGACCAGAUUUGACGCCUAAAAGAGACCACGUCCUGUAUGUGACCUUCCCUAAAGAAUGGAAGACCAGUGACCUCUACCAGCUCUUCAGUGCCUUUGGGAACAUCCAGGUUUCCUGGAUAGACGACACGUCAGCGUUUGUGUCUCUCAGUCAGACGGAUCAGGUACAGAUAGCGAUGAACACCAGCCGCUACGCAGAGAGCUACAGGAUCCAGACGUAUGCAGAGUACAUGAAGGGGAGGCAGAUCAAGGAGAAGGUGGAACCGACACCCAAAAGUUGGGGAGAGGACAGCUGGACCAAACCAAACUACACCCCCGCUACCUCUGCUGGGUUUGGAUACCCCAGGAAGCGCAGCAUCAGUCCCGCUCUGGGGGAGCCGGGGACCGGAGACGCCGCCAUGACGGAUGGCUGGAGGGACUACGCCUACCCCGACAGCACGGGCAGCAAGAAGAUGAAGACUGAUGACAAAAGUGGAAACGCAAACGCCAUCGAGAGCAAGACCUCAGAAGGAUGGCUAAAGACGGGAGAUGCAUCAGACUCAGCGGGGUCGAGUCCAAUCCCUGAGGAGGAAGAGGAAGAGGAAGAGGAGAAGGGAGAGGAGGAGGAAGAGGAGGAGGAGGAGGAGGAGGGAAGUCCUGAAGGCAACGAUACUGAGGGGACGGUCACCUGGCAACAAGCCCCCACAUCCCAGGGGAAGAAAGGGCAAAAGAACAAGAAAAAGUCUAAAGGGACUGAAUCCUCGACGUCGCUGUUUGACGUCCCGGAGGUGUGGUAGCGAGAGGAGAAGUGAGGAGGCCUCUGUCCCACAUGGAGCUCCGGCUCAGAGUCUCUCAGCACUUGGGUCGCUCUCCUGACACGCUGUUCACCACCAGGAGCUGUUCACCACCAGGAGCUGUUCACCACCAGGAGCUGUUCACCACCAGGAGCUGUUCACCACCAGGAGCUGCGCACCCUCCCCCCCCCC